Molecule: messenger RNA, 420 nt
Organism: Exophiala spinifera
Lineage: Eukaryota; Fungi; Ascomycota; Eurotiomycetes; Chaetothyriales; Herpotrichiellaceae
Exons: 2
Coding region: 1-420 (139 amino acids)
Molecular function (GO): carbon-sulfur lyase activity
Source: RefSeq, a predicted model, not a curated record
AUGGAAGGCAGCUGUCUCUGCGGCAAUGUCAAAUUCACACUGGACGUUGCGCCAGAUGCGGCCAAUCCGACUUCGGUGUGCCACUGCCGGCCUUGCCGCAAGAUCAGUGGAAGCACGACAUCGUUGAACUUGACAGUGCCAACGCAGGCCUUCAGGCUUACGAGCGGCAGUUUGAAGACGUUCAAGACGAAGCACAUCGAUGAAGGCUUCGAGUUCUCGUUGUCCUUCUGUCCCGAAUGUGGCAGUCCAAUACAUGCGGUGCCUCACUCAACACCUCAGCCAGAUAUUGUGGUUGUACAGGCGGGCACAUUGGACGAAACAGGGCCGCUCUUGAAGACUCCGGUUACGGAGCUCAAUGUCACGCAUCGACUGCCAUGGCAGACCCCGAUCGAGGAUGCUGCGCAGAAGCAGAAGUAUUGA